Molecule: messenger RNA, 1566 nt
Organism: Fusarium tjaetaba
Lineage: Eukaryota; Fungi; Ascomycota; Sordariomycetes; Hypocreales; Nectriaceae
Exons: 3
Coding region: 1-1566 (521 amino acids)
Biological process (GO): cellular response to glucose starvation; regulation of mitotic metaphase/anaphase transition
Molecular function (GO): protein serine/threonine phosphatase inhibitor activity
Source: RefSeq, a predicted model, not a curated record
AUGGACCCCUCACCGAGCUCAACCUCCCGCGAGCUCAAGGAUACUCGCGCGACCAGCUCGACCAGCCUCAACAGCGCUGCUUCGGGCUCUUCGUCCGCUCAUAAACCACCUACUCUUUCUCAGCGAUCUCCUUCUGUAUCUAUAUCCGCUGGCUCUGGCCCAAGCUCCAUAUCCGCACACCGCGCAAGCUUCGCUGAGGGCUUGCGCAAUGCGCCCUCAUCACCACGCUCUCAACGGCACCCUUCUUUUACACAGGCCGCUCUCCAGGAGUUGCUGAACCAUCCUCCGGCAGGAAACAAGCAUGCUAACCCCAGAUUUGCCGGCCGCGAUUGGCGUGAUGUAGCUAUCGGAGAGCUUGUAUCUCCCGAUGAUGUUAAGUGGGUUGAGUUCGAUAGCAGCGUUGAAGAAGCUACAAAGCUCCUCCUCAAGAGCCCUACCAACGUUGUUCUGGUCCGCGAGGAUCCCUCCACCCAUAUCGCGGUCUCCACGUUCGAUUAUACCGAUCUGAACGCAUACCUACUUGUUGUUGUUGGUCUCGCCAAACCCGAGGAAGAUCAGGUUGAGCUAUUCAAUUCGAUUCUGGCCAAGGCCCAGGAAGGUGGCCAGAUUCCAUUACGAGACGUCUUCCCUCUUUUCCGCAAGGAAACACUCAUCACGUUGCCUGGUGACGAAAAGCUCGCACAGGCUAUUCAAAUUCUCGGCAGUGGCAUCCAUCGUCUGUUGGUGACAACUACAAGCGGCGAGGUGGUUGGCAUCGCAAGUCAACUUCGAAUUGUCGAGUUUUUCUGGAACGAGGGUGUCAACUUUCCUUCAAUCGAUCGGCUUUACCCUGCUUUGCUACGUGAUCUGGGUGUUGGGGCCAAGGAGAUUGUUUCUGUCAACUCCGAUUCACCCUUAUCUGAAGCACUCACGCUUAUGAGCAAUGAAGGGCUUACAAGCGUUGCAGUUGUUGAUAACGGUAUGAAUGUGGUGGGCAACAUCUCCACCAAAGACGUCCGCCACUUAACCAAGAGUUCCAACGCCCAUUUACUCAAUUCGUCAUGCAUGAACUUUAUUUCUGUGAUUCUCAACGAGCGAGGAGUUGAACACGGACGUGACGUCUUUCCCGUAUUCUACGUGAACCCCUACUCGACUCUGGCCCAUACCGUUGCCAAGCUCGUUGCUACUCGAUCGCAUCGAAUGUGGGUGGUUGAAUCGGCGUCACCCUCCCCUUCAGCUCCUGCAACACCUCUGAUGGGGCCCCAAUCUUUCACAACCGCCGGCCCUCCACCUCCUGCUGCACCCGUAUCGGCGCCUGCACCCCCAUCGCCUGUCCCAACAGCAGCAGUGCCUGCUUCUCCAGUCCCUACAGCUGCUGUGCCCGCAUCGGCCAUGGCCGGGGCUCGUCUUUCCGGGAGGCUUACUGGUGUUAUCUCGUUGACUGAUGUACUGAACAUGUUUGCGAAGUCGACUGGUUUGCACCCUUCCGACCCCAACGAACAGCGAGCGAGACGAAGACGAAGCUCAAGCAGCUCAGUGCGGCCUAGCCUGGACUCAUCUCGAGCUAGUAUCGAUUUCCGAAGGUGA